GUUUAGUAUCUCCCAUAUCUUGGAAAUUCCUGUUCCAAAAAUAGAAUAGCUUCCCUGGCCGUACCACCUACCACCAUGAACUAAGUUUCCAUUUUAUCAACAACGAAAGAUGGAAAAGCUCAAAUCUAAAGCGACGAACAUUGAUCUGGCAAAUGAUGACAGGUCGCCAUCUGAGAUUAGCCUCCAAAUAGAUGAUAGUCUUGACGUUGAGCCGUUCCAUUACAAACCUUUUCGGAAAUUGGACGGUGACGCAAAGAAAUCGGCUGAGGAGAAGUUACAUAGGUUACAUUUAUGGCACAAGACAGAUUUUGUUUUGCUAAUGUAUGGUUUCAUGAAUAACAACAAAAUAGACCUGAGUACAAUUACAGAGAAAGACCUUGACUCAAGAGCAGAUACUGUCAGUUGGUACGACUUUAAAUCCAUGAGUAUAUAUUCUGGUGUGAACAAGCACGAAUAUACACGGAAAGAAGUUAAUGAGGCAGCGGAGAGGUUAACAUGCUACUACCCAGAACAAGGUAUAGGACCGUUUACAGCAAAACAUCCCGAUGGCACUUACAGAUUGAUAGAUCCAGAGCAUAUGGAAUACACGAUGCUUUAUUACUAUGGCCAUUCAAACAUGUGUAUGCUUGUACGAGUUGUUCCCUGGCAAGCUAUGUUUCUGAAUAUAAUUCCGUGGGACAUGGAACCAAUUCAUCAGCCAGUCGGGUUCAGACGAGACAGAUUUGAUCAGAUGAAGAUGGAGAACAGAGAUUGUAUGCUGGCAUCGAAAAGGAUGCUACAGGAUAUUUUAGGUGGAUUUGUUAACGAUAUGGCGACAUCCCCAUUCUUCUACAGCCAUAGAUUUAAAAAAGAAUUUUUCAAAUUCAUCAAAGAAGAAGGAGACCUGAAUGAAGUAUUUUUAGCUGUUGAUAAAUUCUCAAAGCCAGGGCAGCCGAAAACCUUCUUAUACUGUAUUGUUGCGAAUGCCAAACCAAAUAUGAAUUUCUUGGACCAGGUGCUGACGCGUUUCAUGGAAAGUAAGCUGUCGGAUAAAGAGAAGAAUCUGCAAUUAGUAGCAACCUGUGCUGCAGCCUGUCGUUGGGGUCAUAUUCUUAUCUACGAGAAACUCUGUGGAAUGAUAAAAAAGCCAAUAUUUGAGAUGCUAAGAAAAGCAGUUGUAGGAGGAAAUGUCGAUAUCAUGCACGGUAUACUUCGUGACUACAACUGGAGCGAAAACGAGACCAGGGCAGCCAUGGAAUGGGCGUGCUUCCUGGGUUUGGAUGGCAUGGUGAGGGAGCUACAGAACUAUGGUGUCCGGUUUUCAGACAGGUGUCUAUACGACGCGGCGUAUGGAGGAAAUAUGGGAUUGUUCUUUGAAAUCUGCAGCGGAUGUGACUUGGAGAUGGCGUUCAAAGGCGGCCAGACAGUUCUUCACGUCGCUGCUGAAAGAGGACACUUGAGCAUUGUUGAAUUUCUAGUUCACAGAGGAGGAGUAAAUGUCAACACUGAAAACUCGAAACGUGAGACUGCUUUACAUCUUGCAUUGAAAAACGGUCAUGUGGAAGUGGCCGAUAUAUUGUUGGAUGGAGAUCCAAACACAGAUAUUCAAGAUGCAAGCGGAUCAACUCCACUCCACAAAGCAUGUGCUUUGGGUAACAUGAAACUUGUAGAAAGGAUACUUGCCACUGGUUGUGCCACUAAUCCACUGGACAACACUGGGAGGUCUGUUCUUCAUAAGGCGGCAUUUGGAGGUAGUUUGGAUGUUGUGCAUCGUCUCUGUCAGCUCGGAAACAAAUUGGAUGUAUUGGAUAAAAACGGAAGUUCGUCUGUGCACUAUGCUUCCAUUCAAGGUCAUUUUCACAUUGUCGAAUAUAUUGUUAACGAAUUCCCAGCUUUGAUUGCACAGGGAAAUGAUAAAAGAUGGAAUCCAAUUGCUUGUGCUGCAUUUGGAGGUCAUUUCGCCUUGUUAAACUUCUUGACAAGAAACCGGGCAGGCAUUCUGGUGGUGACGAAGUCGGGAAAGAAUGCGAAACAGCUGGCGGUUGAAGGAUUGGCUUUAAAAGAAUCAGACGUGGAGUAUUAUAUGGAACAGUUUGCGGAGUAUGUGUCGUUUGGAAGCAGUGCUAGUUUCAACCAAGUGAUUGAACUACUUGCCGAUGUGGAGCGGCAGAUAGAAUCCAAGGAGAGUGACUAUUAAUGCGUUAGCAAGAGUGACUAUGAAUGGUUCAGUUUGAGUGACCAUUAAUGCUUUUAGUAGGAGUGGCUAUGAGUGCUUUGCUUUGUGAGAUUCUUGAAUUCUUAUUUGGAGCUGGUGUAUAAAAGCACAGUGAAUGUCAUCAUAUUAUUUAUUUGACGAUGUCUGUGUUUAUUAAGACGUCUUGCCUUGUGUACUUCGUUGAGAACAAUGUAUCCUCUUCGUGCUAUUGCACGAUAUCAAGUUUUAUUGUGACAAGCAUUAAUAUUGUCGACAUACCAAUAUAGGUUUCACGCUGGGAUUUAGCUUAUUUCUCACGGUCUGCCUGUGGAAGCUGGUCUCCUGGUGUUGAUAGUUCAUCUUAUUUAGUCCUGCACCGUUGUAUCGACCAUGCCAGUAUUUUUCCGGAUUAGACGAACCUCUCCAGUGCUGAAAAAUACGAAGAUUGAAGUCAAAGGAAUGUAAAUACUGACAUGACAAUGAUGAUAAGGAGAAAGAAAAUGCGACAUUCUGCCUUCAGAACAGAAUAUAAAAUCUUUUUUUAUACAAUAUACUUUUUUUUCGACAAUCGGUUGAAGAAUUGUUACGACUGGUCACACAUAGCGUUAGUAUAAUAGUAUUAUAUAAUACGAAACUGUUAAAACAACACGUGUACACUCAGUAGUUGACAUGGAAUGGCUGCUUCGGAAAGUAAAUAUAUUUCAACACAGAUCAGCCCGUUACUUAGGUUCCCGAGAAACAAACCGACACGGGUAGGGAACGUCGAACCACGCACCUCGGAUCUUAACCUAAGAUGGUGUGGCCUGCGUAUAACCGACUGAGCUAUCGCGGCCCCUUUUCUGAAUAUCGGAAGCAAAACCACUGUUUGAGAGUUUGUUGUCAGACUUUUGUUUUAAAUCAUAUGUUUUGAUAAACCCGCAUGCCUAAUUUCCCCAAAAGUUACUCACGGUAAAUAAUCCCGUUACUGCGUAAUACACAAUUAAUCUAGAUUAUAAUACGUCAAUUCUUCAAUAAAAUAUACAAAUAAAUUACGAUAAGUUGCAUUUGUAAUUAGCAUUUAUGCGACUAAGCUUUACCUACACCAGCCAUUGCAACACUACUUUGCUGGACACAGGGACUAAUUGUUCAAUUCUAUCGAAUAAGAUGUUUUCAAAAUGUGCAAUGCUACCAACUUAAAAAGUUAUCUUUUUUUUAAUACAUUUCUUGUUUCCAAUAAGUACAGCUGCAUUUAAAUUGAUGAUUAAUUCAAGUCUAUCGUAUUAGAGAAACUGGUGUGUUAGUAUACAUAUAUGUAAAGAAAUAUAAUAACUUAACACAGUUUUUGUACGUAUUCUUCAAAACGGAAACAUGCCAGAUAAUAGCAGAAUUCGGGAGAAGGGUCAAUAGCGAAAAUUAAAAUUGUCUUCAGCUUUGUUUAGUGUGGUGUUUUUUGACACAAUUCCUCAAUGACUAUCGAAGUGUCGAAAAUAAGAUAAAUUACUGUACUCAUGAACAUACUUAUAUUUUCUACUGGACAUUCCGCACUUAAAUAUCAAUAUACUAUAAACGUGUUGUUGAUUGUGAUAGUUUCCUUCGUUGAGUUGAAUGUUCAAACAACUACAUCGUAAACAUAUGUCGAAAUAAGGAAUUUGCCUCUCAACGGCGAUUACUGUAAAUGUACUUAUUUUAGCGCAGUCAAAUUUUAGCGCAAACACAGAAAAUUGUAAAAUAUGAUUUAUUAGCGUGGACGUGAAUUAUAUAUCAUUACGUAGCCAUACAUCUUUGGAGCUACACCUUAAACAUACUAUUAUCGCUAUCUUGUCGCACAAUGUGUAUCAAGUGUCACCGGCGCAGAGGAAAUAUGUAUUUCGAGAGCGUUAUCUGUGUAUUUCGAAGAAACGGUAAUUGUCUGCAGAUUGAGAUGAUGACAAAAUAGAAUUUUAAAUUUCGUUUCCAAGAAUAAAUAUGAUAAGAAUAGAGUAUGCAUUAUAAUUCAAAUAAAUAUUUAAUGAUCCAAAUUCAGUGUAACUGUAUAUUUUUCAGUUGUAUCGAUUGAGGAAUGCAAGUUAGCAAUUGCUGUGCAUGUGUUAACUGUUUACUGUAACUAAAUUGAUUGGAAUAGAA
Pecten maximus is the source of this 4276-nucleotide messenger RNA. Its product is annotated as ankyrin repeat domain-containing protein 50-like. The transcript has 2 exons. NCBI's taxonomy places the organism in Eukaryota, Metazoa, Mollusca, Bivalvia, Pectinida, Pectinidae. Gene Ontology annotation, molecular function: protein binding. The coding region runs from base 110 to 2176 and encodes 688 amino acids. The record is from RefSeq and is a predicted model, not a curated record.